This is a messenger RNA of Pygocentrus nattereri (red-bellied piranha), 786 nucleotides long. RefSeq names its product mucin-1-like. Lineage: Eukaryota; Metazoa; Chordata; Actinopteri; Characiformes; Serrasalmidae. The transcript is spliced from 2 exons. The record is from RefSeq and is a predicted model, not a curated record. Bases 1 to 786 code for a protein of 261 amino acids.
AUGGAUCACACCGCCUUACUGCCGUCACUCCUACCGCAUCCAUGUCGGAGCAUAUCACGGGUUCAUUUCUGUAACUUUAACAUCAAUUUCUCAUCUUUACACUUUCAUCUGCGCUUCACUCCGCCACCACCCGCCCCUUUACUCCGCCACGACCCGCCCCUUUACUCGGCCACCACCCGCCCCUUUACUCCGCCACGACCAGCCCCUUUACUCCGCCACGACCCGCCCCUUUACUCCGCCACGACCAGCCCCUUCACUCCGCCACGACCCGCCCCUUCACUCGGACACCACCCGGCCCUUCACUCCGCCACCACCCGGCCCUUCACUCCGCCACCACCCGCCCCUUCACUCGGACACCACCCGGCCCUUCACUCGGACACCACCCGGCCCUUCACUCCGCCACCACCCGGCCCUUCACUCCGCCACCACCCGGCCCUUCACUCCGCCACCACCCGGCCCUUCACUCGGACACCACCCGGCCCUUCACUCGGACACCACCCGGCCCUUCACUCCGCCACCACCCGGCCCUUCACUCCGCCACCACCCGGCCCUUCACUCGGACACCACCCGCCCCUUCACUCGGACACCACCCGCCCCUUCACUCGGACACCACCCGCCCCUUCACUCCGCCACCACCCGGCCCUUCACUCGGACACCACCCGCCCCUUCACUCGGACACCACCCGCCCCUUCACUCGGACACCACCCGCCCCUUCACUCCGCCACCACCCGGCCCUUCACUCGGCCACCACCCACCCCUUUACUCCGCUGUUAUCAUGCUAGUUAA